Molecule: messenger RNA, 624 nt
Organism: Hibiscus syriacus
Lineage: Eukaryota; Viridiplantae; Streptophyta; Magnoliopsida; Malvales; Malvaceae
Exons: 4
Coding region: 1-624 (207 amino acids)
Source: RefSeq, a predicted model, not a curated record
AUGUAUGUGACGAGCAGUCUUUCGAAAUAUAGGAGGAAUCCGGUUGAGGUUCCGGUGACGGUGGCACCGCAGUCGGGUUUAAUGCUAGACUUUGAUGCAGUGAGAAGGUAUUCGUUGUUCAUCCCGGUUCUUGGUCAGCCUUUGCCUUCCAAUCGCUACUAUAUCAUCCAUGGCAAUGGAAAAUACAAAGGGUUACCAUGCCAGUGUGCAACCGAAGACGACGAGAGUUUAUGUUGCUCAGGAAGAUUCAUACCGGACAUGAAACCGAAACCAUUUGAUCACAGAGAUGAAUCCCAGCAGUUCGAAAUCUGCAGCACAGCCAGAGAUUGUUUCAUCGCAAAACCCAGCGUUCCUCACGGUUUGCCCCCCAGAUUCCUGAGGAUAUGGUACACGCCUUUCAUGUUCGUUAAAGAUCAUUCUUUGAGAGUACAGAUUGAGACGACGUUGUUUUAUAACAUGACGUUGGAGAGAUUGUGGGAGAAAAUACAUUCAUCGGAGAAAAAUGAUGGGAUGUGGAGAAAAGGUGAUGUGGCAAUGAGUGUUGAGAUAGAGAGGGAGGCUGAUUUCUUGUUUGGGGUCCAAGUGGUGAGAGGUGGUGGAUGUGAUUAUGAAGGCUUCGUUUAG